CAGCCCCACAUAGAGUGCAUUACAUUAGUCCAGUUGGGAGGUUACCAGUGCAUGUGUUGCUAGGCAACUCUCAUCCAGGUAGGAUUGAGAUGGAUCAACCGAAGCUGAAGGAAGGCACUUCUCACCACCGCCAUCACCUAUGUACAUACGUUGCUCAGGAACUUGGGUUUAUGGGUGCUUUUGUAAUCAUGCCCUGCUUGUAGGUUUGGCUGAUUGACUUCUGUUUGAACAAAAUGCUGAACCCGUGGUCUAAUCCAGUUUUGCUCUUAUGUUUAGGAUAGGGGGGAAGAGGGAUGUUCCAGAAAUGAGAGGAGCAGAGCAUGCUGCCAAUUUUCACAUCAAUAACCUGGUUCCAGUGCCAUGUUCUACUUAGCGGCAGCUGUGUCUGAUUUCUACAUCCCUGCUUCCGAGAUGCCCGAACAUAAGAUCCAGUCUACUGAUGGACCCCUCCAGAUCACAAUGAAGAUGGUACCAAAAAUGCUCUCUCCUCUGGUCAAAGAAUGGGCCCCUGAGGCAUUUGUCAUCUCUUUCAAGUUAGAAACGAAUCCUUCCAUCCUGAUUGACAAAGCGCGGCAGGCCUUGGAGAAAUAUCGCCAUCAGGUUGUGGUAGCCAAUGUGCUGGACUCCAGAAGAACCUCUGUGAUUGUGGUAACUAGGGAUCUGGAGACUCGGUUGUCGCUUUCUGAUGAUGAGGUAGCUGGAGGCAUGGAAAUCGAGGAGAAGAUUGUGAACCAUCUUGAGCUACAGCACAGGGCUUUUAUGGAGAAAUAACUGCCAGUGAGCAAAAAUGACUUCUUUGGAUCUUCACAGCUCAACAGACUUUAAAGAAUGGUUAAGAGGUGGUGGUGGUGGUGGGUGGAACUGGAAUACUUCUUUAUCACUGGUACAUAGAGUAUUUAAUGGCAAGUUUACAUAGGAUCAAAAAGAUGAAAUUUUGACCCAGUAUGAUUAUUUUUUGCACACCUUCACAUGAGUGUGCUGCUGUUUGGAGACCAUAAAAUGUAUAUAAAUGAGAGAGACAAUCUAGA
This is a messenger RNA of Varanus komodoensis (Komodo dragon), 1028 nucleotides long. It is a transcript of the gene PPCS, whose product is annotated as phosphopantothenoylcysteine synthetase. Gene Ontology annotation, cellular component: cytoplasm; nucleus. Gene Ontology annotation, biological process: coenzyme A biosynthetic process. Lineage: Eukaryota; Metazoa; Chordata; Lepidosauria; Squamata; Varanidae. Gene Ontology annotation, molecular function: phosphopantothenate--cysteine ligase activity. The coding region runs from base 361 to 771 and encodes 136 amino acids. The transcript is spliced from 3 exons. The record is from RefSeq and is a predicted model, not a curated record.